GUCUCCCCCGUGCGCGCUUGCCGCCUCCAUUCUCCGCGGAUGGGCGGCGGGGGGCUCCGCGCGCUCCGGGGCGCCCUGCUCGCAGCGGCCGCGCUGGCCUCCGCCUCCAGCGACGCGGGGGCGGCGGGCUGCGAGUGGGACGACGCGCAGGAUAAUGACCAGGGGACGGACGAGGUGGCGCAGUUGCAGACGAAGGCCACGGAGCUGGCGCCGUCAGCCGUGAAGCUCCACGGAGCUGCAGCGGGCCAGGGCCGCAUCGUGGAGCGAGGGCGCGAUAGCAAGAACUCUACGCUUUCGACCAAAUCGCCGAGCAGAAACACCUCCGACCGGGGGAAGGGGCUGAACAAGGACGAGGUGAUGCAGGAAUUGGAGUUGCAGGGCUUCUUCCUGGGUGCGUCGCGGGACUUCUGGAUCGUCGUGUCGAUGUGCUGGGGGUGCGCGGUCACUGCCCUGGUCGGCGUUCUCUGCGUGUCGCGCGCCCUGAAGGCGAGGAUGGGCGAGUUGAGGGACAGUGAGCUGUGCAGCAGAGGCUUCUCGGAAGCGCUGGGCACGCCCAUUCCGCAGCCCGCUUUUGAGCUCAGCGCCCUGCAGCGGCACGUGCUCCGCGGCGAGGAGAACGCGGCCUUUGCCAGGACGGCGGACUGCGCCUUCCGCGGCGCCGUGAUUUGUGCUGCGUGUGCGCUGCCGUACUAUCGAAGCCUUCGCAUGGCUCAACGAGCAGGGAUGGAGCAUGCAGUACGCAAUGGUAAUAGUUGCCUUCACACUGUACAGGGACCUCGGCACCACCAUGAGCCUUGCGUGGUACAACUUGUUCGGCACCGUGGUGCCUAUCAUUAACACGCUGGCGCUUUACGCAUUCUUCCCUGAUGGCACGACGGCCGACGGACUGUACUCGACAACUUGGUUCAUCGGAGCUGCAAAUCUCGUUGUCUUCUGCGGCCUAGUCUUGGCGUUCAACGUGCCCCUGGGUGUCAGGAUGUUUGCCCUGUCCUGGCAGGCGUACUGGUCGAUGUGUUUCCUUGACCCCACUAACAAAACCGCGUUCAGCGUUGGGUUCAGACUGAUCACCCUCAAAGGCGCAACAAUGGGGCCUUUGGCCGGAACCAUAAUCGGCAUCCUGAUGUCAAUUCUCGUCAUGCUCCAGACGCCUUUCGGCCCCUGCCUCUCCAACUUGCGAGGGUCUCUUGAGGUCACCAUGGACCUCGCAUGGAACGAGGGUCAGUUGUGGAAGGAGAUUAUCGCCGACUUCACGGGCAAGAGGGAGGACUCCCGCAUCGUACAAUUCAGGGGGAAGAUGGACCAGCUCACAGGCAAGAUUGGAAAGCUUCAAGACUACCUCGGCAGCACUUGGUGGGAGAGUUUUGGCGCUGGCCACCCGGGGCGUGUCAUGAGGAAUCUCAGGGAGGCCGCAGCCAGGUUCGCUCGUAUGCAAGACUUCUUGUCCGAGCGGUCGCUGCGCACGCUGGAGUCCGACCUCGGGCCAGACCACGAGCGGCUCAUGGAGCCGGUGAAGGCAAAGAUGGAGAGCCUGGCGGACGGAGCGGCGCAGCUCCUCUACCGCGCGGCGCGCGUCGGCGCCGCCGGCGGGCGCCGCAACGCGAGCGUCCAGGAGAGGGACGCGCUCCAGCAGGGCCUUCUCGCGGUGGCCGAGGGCCAGCGGGAGAUGGCGGGCGCCCUCGCGAAGGCGCGGGCGCAGGUUCACGGCUCUGGCCUCGAUGAGGGUGCUUUCGCGUCCAUGGUCCCCGAGCACUGCAUGGCCCUCGCGUUCUCUGCCUACUGCGCGCAGGUCACGCAAUACACGGAAUUCCUCCUCGCUGAUGGGGAUGUCAGCGACUUGUCGCCCUGGGCCGCCUUCUGGGAGUCCUUGAAGGAGAGCUGCCAGCUGAACGACCCGCACUCCAUUGCUCGAAACUGCAUCGCGUUCUUCGGCUGCUUUGCCAUCGGCUUCUGUGGCCUCCGCGGGGCUGGGCCCAAGACUCAUGUCUUCACGAUCGAACCCCUCGACUCGACCAUCGCGGGCACCACCGCGUUCCUCAUGUCGGCAGAGGGUAAGGGCGGAUCCGCACUCUACAAGAACAUCGGGCGCUUCCUCGGGACAGGUGGAGGUACUCUCCUCGGGGCGAUGGUAUUCCACGCUCUCGUUGAUUGCACGUGGCACGGCGUUCUCUGUGGGAUAUUUUCGAUGGCCAUCUUGAUGUUCUUUUCGUUUUAUUUGUACUUCACGUCAGCCCAGUACGGCUACGUUGGCCUCCUCUUGGCAGCAUACGGGGGUCAGCGAUUGUUAAUUCCGUGUGGAGCGACAGAUCAGACCGAGGCGUGGCUCUUGCGCACAAUCGCCAACCAGUUUUUUGCCAUCGUCGGGGUGUCUUUAUCGGAAUUGUUGAUCCCUAACACGAAGUCCUCCGAUGUCGCGAUCGGGGCGUUCACAAGUGGAUACACAUCAUUCUUGGCCUCGUUGCGGGCGUAUUUGGCUGUGCCUGGCGGGCGCGAGCCGUCACCAGCGAAUGACGAUGCGUUCCAGAAGCUGCUGGAGGCAAAAUGCAUCGGCGCAGAGGCCUCCCUCGAGCCGCGUGUAGUUCGCACACCUUGGCGCGGUGAGUUGUGGGAGCGGGUCCUUCAUGCGACGACGCACAUGAGCCACGCCAUUCACUCGCUUGCCUCCAUCGGGGCACCCAAUGACUCCCCGCUCCCAUCGGGUCCAUCGCCGAAGACCCAUGGUUCCCCGUUCCGCCAGGCUCUGGCGGCGUCGGAUACUAUGACGAAGACGGCUGGGGACCUGGCACGCCGCGCUGAGGAGUCCUUCCAGCUCGCCGUCAAGAUCUUGACCCACGACGACGAGAGGCCGCUCUGCCUCCCCGACGACGCGCACGCGAGGCUGAUCAAGAGCAAGCACGCGAUGGCCCACUGGAGGAGCAGCAUGAAGGGCGUCAUCCGCGAGGCGGCAACGGGUGCGAAGGGGCAGGCACCGGCCAAGAGCGCUGCCGAGGAUGUGCUCUGCCAGGCGGCCAUGUCGGGGAUGAUGAUGGACAGCCUGGUGGACCACUUCGCGAGCCUGGAGGACGCCCUCCUGCAGCUCCCAGAAGUGACCCGCUAAUGCCGUGCAAUUGCCGCCGUCGUGGCCGACGAGGCGCCGCGGGGCGGGAGGCCCCUGCCGCCCCCGGAGCCCCGACGCCCGAGGGGACAGGCGCCGCGCUGCCCCGUGGAGCGGGGCGCGCGCGGCCGCACCCCCUCCGGAGUGCGCAGCGCGGCGGGGGGAGGAGGG
Molecule: messenger RNA, 3262 nt
Organism: Prorocentrum cordatum
Lineage: Eukaryota; Dinophyceae; Prorocentrales; Prorocentraceae
Source: the annotation of a GenBank genome assembly